Molecule: messenger RNA, 1366 nt
Organism: Manihot esculenta (cassava)
Lineage: Eukaryota; Viridiplantae; Streptophyta; Magnoliopsida; Malpighiales; Euphorbiaceae
Product: protein FATTY ACID EXPORT 3, chloroplastic
Exons: 7
Coding region: 141-1151 (336 amino acids)
Cellular component (GO): membrane
Source: RefSeq, a predicted model, not a curated record
UGUCGCCAAAGCAUUUCUAGUUUCCUCCCCCACUUCACUCUCUCUUCUCGUGCGCUUCGCCCUGCAUCGCUUCUGUCUACAUUCCAAAGCUCUCUCUUUCCAUCUCCCUCGUCACCUUUCUUUCUGGAAGGACAAACACAAUGAGCGUUGCGGUGGAAUUGCUGGCUAUUCGAAACUUCAACUGUUCACAGUUAAGGAGCGUUUCCUCGUCUUCUUCCAAGUCCUUGUGUCCUUCUUCUUCUCUAAAGCUCCAGCCUUUGCUUAAAUCCAGGGGUUACACUGUUUCGAAUGACGCUUCUGCUGUUUUUGCUCCUAAAGGCCUUGGGAUUGGGAUUGGGAUUGGUUUUCCUUAUCUCAAUGGAGGGAAUCCCUUGAACCGAUCGAUCGUGCCAUUUGCUGCCUCUCACGAACAUUCGCAUUUAGAAAUCGAAGUGGAGAAAGAGAACAGCGGUGAUGAAUUGGGAGCUGAAGAAUCACAAGAAGCUUGGAAAGAGACUUUGGCUUCUUUCAAAGAACAAGCCUUGAAGAUGCAAACUGUGUCUCAAGAAGCAUACGAUAUAUACUCAAAGAAAGCAAUGGUUAUUUUGAAAGAAACAUCGGAGCAGUUAAAAGUUAAAGCAGACAAGGCUAAAGGUGAUCUGGCCGUGCUAGCAAAGGAGAUGUCUGAAGAGAGUAAAGAAUUCCUUUCAGUAGCUGCUCAGAAUUCCCCUGAAACAGUGAAGGAGGUUGUGGAAACGUUUGCUUCCUCCACUGAUAAUCUGAAUGAUUUUUCUCAAAUUCGUGACUUCCAUCUUGGAAUACCUUAUGGUUUGCUUCUUUCUGUUGGUGGCUUUCUUUCCUUCAUGUUGACUGGCAGCGUUUCUGCUCUUAGGUUUGGGAUUAUUCUUGGUGGUGCUCUUUUGGCCUUAAGCAUAUCGAGUUUGAAAUCAUAUGAAAAAGGACAACCGUGUACAUCAGUUGUGAAAGGACAGGCAGGAAUAGCAGCUAUAAUCUUUCUUAGGGAGAUAAGGUUGCUGUCUCAGAGAGCUUCCAUUUUGACCUUUUUCUCAACCGUCAUCAGUGGCGCAAUGGUUGCAUUCUUUCUAUAUAAAAUCACAGUGAAUGGUAAGCAGCAGGAAGGAUCAGACAUGGAACAAGAAGCUGAAAAUUGAUGUGUUUGUUCCAGAUGAAAGGCAAGUGGAUUGUGUUGUUAUGUGUAAAGAAGAGAGUGAAGUUUGAGGGGAGAAUGAGUUUUGUGGAGCCUUAGGGUACAGGUGAGAAGGAAUAAUGUGAUGGAUAUCUUAUCCUCAUGUGGGCCUAAAAUUGAUAGUGUUUUCGGCCUUAUAUACUUAUUUUCUUCAAGGAGUUUUUGGUGUGGAUUCAUCUC